This is a messenger RNA of Cynara cardunculus var. scolymus (artichoke), 1384 nucleotides long. RefSeq lists its product as uncharacterized. The transcript is spliced from 2 exons. The record is from RefSeq and is a predicted model, not a curated record. Lineage: Eukaryota; Viridiplantae; Streptophyta; Magnoliopsida; Asterales; Asteraceae. The coding region runs from base 370 to 1200 and encodes 276 amino acids.
CAUUUCCCACUUCAAAAAUGCAUGAUUCAGUUCCAAUUUAAACAAAAUUACCAUCAAAAUCUCCAUAUUUUUCCUUAAAUUUUUUCAACCAAUCCUUUUACUUCUUGAAAAGGGUACCCAACAAAGCUUCUUCUUUACAGUCUCAAAUGGUUUCUGUGCAUGUGAACCUUGGGUGAAAGGUCACCUUCCUUGGCUCUUUCUGAGGUUUUCUAGCUUAAAAGAUUCUCAAGUUUUUGAUUUAAUUAAUGGGGUUUUUUUGUUAUUUAGAAAUUAAAAAAAACCCAUUAAAUUCUUGAUGAGUUGAGUUCAUAUGUAGCUUGAUUAUUGCAUCUGGUUUUGGAGAUAUUGAAUCUUGUUGGAGGGUUAAAAAUGGGGUCUUUUAGUGGUUUAGGGAUUGGUUUAAGUUUCCUUUUUGGAUGUGUGAUUUUAGGGUUUGUUGCAGAGCUCUAUUAUCUUCUAUUGUGGAAGAAGCAAAGAGAAGAUGUUGAAAACCAGAAUCUUUCUUCUUCCAAUUAUACCCCUACCCAUCUUUCCUCUUGUUUCAAAAACCCUAAUUCUUCGAACACCCAACAGAAAGAUUUGCAGAAUUGUGUGAAUGAGAUUGAGAGUCGGGGGAAACAACAAAACUCAACACAAAAGGAUCCGCCAUUGAAGGGUUUUGGAGAAGAAAGCUUGGAUCUUGAGCUCAUGAGGCUUCAUAACUUAUGUGGGCCUCCAAGGUUUCUUUUCACAAUCAAUGAAGAAACCAAAGAGGAUUUGGAAUCAGACAGCAGAAAGGGUUCAAGAACCAGAAGUCUGAGUGAGCUUCUCUGCACACCAGAAACACCAAUCUGUUGUUCAUCGCCAUUGAAGGGCCCACAAGCUCCCAAUUUGGAAGGCUAUUUGAAUCCAUUGUAUGAUUCUGAUACCAAUGAGUUUGAGUUGAAUAAAGUCAGAUCUUCACCACCUCCAACAUUCAAGUUCUUGAGAGAUGCAGAGGAGAAACUACUGAAAAAACUGAUGGAAUUAGAAGCUGAGAAAAGGGGAAAUUUGAGAAGGAAUCAAGAUGGAGAUUGUUCAAGAAAAACAGAGGUGGAGGGUAAAAUGGUAAAAAGAGAAGGAGGGAUUCAUCAUCUUCAAAUGUCAGCAUCUUCACAGCUUUGCGUAAAUGAAGCGAAUAUGACAAGAUUGUUGAAGGGAAAUGAUACACAAAAAGGUUGAAUGAGAAACAAUUACUGCUCUACUGCAAGUUACCUGCCACAGACCCAAGGAUUGUAAAAAAUGAUAACUUGCAGGUAUCAGUUUUUGCAUCAUCAUGUUCGCCAUUUUGUUUCAAGCAAAGUAGUGAUCUUGAUCAAACACUAAAAGAGCCCAAAUGGCUAUCUCUCAAGCAUUUCUUUUGUAC